GAGAUAUUCACUGUGCUAAUAGCAUGCUCUACGAUAGACACAGCCACACCACUACACAUUGUCUCGGACUCAAAAUACACGAUCACCGCCUUCACCCAGCACUGCAGCCACUGGGAGGAUAUCAGCUGGAUAGAAGUCGCCAACGCCCAUCUAAUACGCUCCGCCCUAUAUCGUCUCCGAGCCCGCUCAACCCCGACUACCUUUGCAUGGGUCAAAGGACACUCCGGCAACACAGGCAAUGAGAGCGCCAACAUGGAGGCAGCAUGUGGAGCCCUCCUUGAUGACGCCAACGAAACACUACUCUGCAUCAAUCUCACAUUCGACGUACAGAGAGCUAAACUACACUCCCUCACCCAGUCUCUCUCAUAUCACAGCCUCCGCAACUUUUGUGGACAUACAAUCCGCCCCACCACCCUUACAUGCCUCUCUGACAUACAGCUAGUCAUAGACGACCGCACAGGCCUUCUACCAACCACUGCAUCUAUCUGGAAAGGUCUACACCCAUGCGACCAUGACAUCGAACACAAACCACGAGACUUCCUCUACAAAGGGCUCCAUAACACCCUACGCAUCAGAUCAUUCUGGACAAAUAUCCCCUGCUAUAUUGACUGA
Molecule: messenger RNA, 612 nt
Organism: Phanerochaete carnosa HHB-10118-sp
Lineage: Eukaryota; Fungi; Basidiomycota; Agaricomycetes; Polyporales; Phanerochaetaceae
Exons: 1
Molecular function (GO): nucleic acid binding; RNA-DNA hybrid ribonuclease activity
Source: RefSeq, a predicted model, not a curated record